Racocetra persica is the source of this 482-nucleotide messenger RNA. Lineage: Eukaryota; Fungi; Glomeromycota; Glomeromycetes; Diversisporales; Gigasporaceae. The record is from the annotation of a GenBank genome assembly.
AAGCUUCAAAUGAAUUAUUGCAUUCUGAUACCUCUAAUACUUCUGAUGAAGAUUCAAGCGAUACAGAGAAUUGUAAUUCUUUAACAUCUAAUUCACAAACUCAAAAAACUACCAACCAAAUUCACCCACCUGUAAGGUGUAAAUACUGUCCUAAAAAAUAUAAACGUGAACUUGCUACUCGUAUGCAAAAGCAUACUAAUAUCUGUAUAAAUGCACCCGAAUCAGCUAAAACAAUUAAAACCAAAGCUAAUUUUCAGCAAAUAAAUCUUGUUAAUAAUCCGGAAUUAAAAACUAGACAAAAUGUUAUGGAUAAUUAUAUAUCUAUUGAUAGAAUGGAUCGUAAUAAAUUGUUAGAUCUAGAAUAUAAAUUUGCUAAAGCUAUGGAAUUUUUUCAUGCUCUUCGACCAUCAUUCCGAAUUCCUAAUUAUGCUAAAUUAUCUGGAGAGCUUUUAAAUAAAGUUUAUGAAGAUGUUAAAAAAGAA